This is a messenger RNA of Aureobasidium pullulans EXF-150, 599 nucleotides long. RefSeq lists its product as uncharacterized. The record is from RefSeq and is a predicted model, not a curated record. The transcript has 2 exons. The coding region runs from base 1 to 510 and encodes 169 amino acids. Lineage: Eukaryota; Fungi; Ascomycota; Dothideomycetes; Dothideales; Saccotheciaceae.
AUGGCGAUUGAGAAUGCGAUGAUGGAGACUCAGCAGGUCAAGACCUAUGCCGUCUGCUGCACAGCUGAUCUCAAGAUCGAAGCCAUCAACCAGUUUCUAGUCGAAGUGCACCAGAAAGAACAAGAAGAAAGAUCGAUUCCUAUCUUUACGGUGGUCCACGAUCUUAAGACACGACUAAAUGGUACAACAAAGGAACUUCGAAGCGAUGACAAGAUCCUGAAGAGUCCUUUCGCAGGUCUUGACUACCCUGAGGUACAAAGACUUUUACAGCAGAUGGUCAAAGACACGGGCUCGAAAAUUGACACUAAAUGGUUUCUGGUCCUGGACGACGAAUCUGAGCGUACCUCUUCCGGAGUGAUUGUCGUUGUGGAGGGGGAGUAUGUUCGCUCGGUCCGUGUUACUUACCCUACCACAUCAAGAGAUUUGGCUGCUGCGAGUGUUGCUCAUCCAGGUAUUGACGAGAUGAUCGAGCUUGCUAACGACAAGUAUAAUGGGAUUCUCCAAGAUUGAUUCAAUAUAAUCUUAGUCUUGAACCGUCCGGGAGAGUAUGAUCACUCAGAACUAUCUCCAAUCAGAUCCCAAAUUAUGUCUUCCAUCGG